Styela clava is the source of this 964-nucleotide messenger RNA. The record is from RefSeq and is a predicted model, not a curated record. NCBI's taxonomy places the organism in Eukaryota, Metazoa, Chordata, Ascidiacea, Stolidobranchia, Styelidae.
UUUGCCUCUACAGUCUAUUCUAUAUAUGCAUGUUUGAUUGGCGUCAUGCUUGUGGAUUAUAUCUUUAGAGUUACUAAAUAAUUGAUUGAACAUUCCAUAGCUACCAACUGCCAAAUGGAGUGCAAUUUGAAAAUACUUUUGAUUUUCAUCUGGUUCUUGCCUGUCGCUCAGCCAACAACGCAACAUGGAGAAUUAUGUGUUACUAAAUGGAAGAACGGUCAUUUUGUAACCGAAGGUUCCUGUGAAAGUCCAACUAGCAAUGACAUCGUCAAGCAUCUAAAACAAAGAGUAUACCAAAAUACUUGGUAUGUGGCAACCAAUAAUUUUUCCUAUAAACUGUUCCACGAUACGGUGCCGUAUGAAACUGCCCAAUACGAAUGUCAGACAAGGGGUGCCAGCCUCGCUGCCGCUGGUAUCCGGGAUCCUGCAGUGCGCAGGUAAUGGUUUAAAAUAUCUACCAAAUUAGUUUUUUGUACAAAAUAAUUGUAUAUAUACGUAGCCUAUAUACUAGUGAUUUAUUGUAUAAUAUGUUUGUGCAAAACAUUUAGUUUCGUAGAUUAGUCAAUUCUAUAGGAAGAGGAUGUCGUAUUUUAGUUUAUUUCGACACCUUCAUUAAACGAUUUCCUGUUGAACGUAGUAGUCGAUGUGUAAAAUGUAAUAAUAGCUAUAUGUAUUUGAAAGUGGAAUUGUUUACAACUGUUUAACAACAGUUUCUCUACUCUGUUUGGGUUCUGAGCUUGGGCGCGUCAAACCUAUAUGCUGCUCGGGGCGUGUUUCUGAUAAUAAUGUCCCUUAUACCUAAUUUUAAAUAUAAUUCGGAGGAUAAACAAAUUAUAGAUGUAGUUAUACAUGAGAAUAAAUAACUUAAAGGUCAAGUAAGAGUGAAAUGUUUAUAUUAUUAUUAUUUAAAUCAUCUAACUAAGCAACAAAUCCUAAGACGUACUGCCCGUGGUGGAUGCCUCUA